This is a messenger RNA of Salvelinus fontinalis (brook trout), 7468 nucleotides long. It is a transcript of the gene spire1a, whose product is annotated as spire-type actin nucleation factor 1a. NCBI's taxonomy places the organism in Eukaryota, Metazoa, Chordata, Actinopteri, Salmoniformes, Salmonidae. Bases 2164 to 4167 code for a protein of 667 amino acids. Gene Ontology annotation, cellular component: cell cortex; cytoplasmic vesicle membrane. The transcript has 17 exons. Gene Ontology annotation, biological process: intracellular transport; Golgi vesicle transport; polar body extrusion after meiotic divisions. The record is from RefSeq and is a predicted model, not a curated record. Gene Ontology annotation, molecular function: actin binding.
GUCCUGCUGCUGGGUUGUUGCCCUCCUACGGCCUCCUCCACGUCUCCUGAUGUACUGUCCUGUCUCCUGGUAGCGCCUGCAUGCUCUGGACACUACGCUGACAGACACAGCAAACCUUCUUGCCACAGCUCGCAUUGAUGUGCCAUCCUGGAUGAGCUGCACUACCUGAGCCACUUGUGUGGGUUGUAGACUCCGUCUCAUGCUACCACUAGAGUGAAAGCACCGCCAGCAUUCAAAAGUGACCAAAAUAUCAGCCAGGAAGCAUAGGAACUGAGAAGUGGUCUGUGGUCACCACCUGCAGAAUCACUCCUUUAUUGGGGGUGUCUUGCUAAUUGCCUAUAAUUUCAACCUGUUGUCUAUUCCAUUUGCACAACAGCAUGUGAAAUUUAUUGUCAAUCAGUGUUGCUUCCUAAGUGGACAGUUUGAUUUCACAGAAGUGUGAUUGACUUGGAGUUACAUUGUGUUGUUUAAGUGUUCCCUUUAUUUUUUUGAGCAGUGUACUUUCCGAAUGGGGGGUGGUUUUUAAUAAAUGAACACACAGGACUCUGACAUUGCUCGUCCUAAUAUUUAUUUAUCAUUUUCUUAAUUCCUUUUAUUUAACUUUUUAGAUUUGUGUGUAUUGUUAGAUGCUGCUCUUGGAGCUAGGAACACAAGCACCUGCCUUAACAUACACAUAUUUAGCAGAUGUUAUCAAGAAAAUUUGAUUUGAUAUCGGUCAUUCUAGCGGGAGAAGGCUAUACAGACUUUUUCUGUUUAGUGAGUUGAAACGUUUAAAUGAAAAGAAGCCUAGUUCAUUUAUGAAGUGGGGGAUAAAGUAGCUACCUGACAAUGAGUCCGUUUAUCAGCUGUUUUAACCUGGCCUGUGUUGCCUGUCAAUCACGUUCCUCCACAUGCCCACCCCUGCCUGGUGCCCAGAGAGACACGGAUUAGGUUACAUAAUACUAAAACUUCUGAUAUUUAUUUUAGCCAUGGAGUGGAUUUACAAUCAAACACAUCUGAUAACACAUGACCAGGGAACGGCUCACAUGACCAGGGAACGGCUCACAUGACCAGGGAACGGCUCACAUGACCAGGGAACGGCUCACAUGACCAAAAACACGAUCCAUCUCCUGAGGUGAAUCAAAGCCUAUUUCAAAUUCAAUCAAUUAAAUCGAUUUUUAAAAAGCCCUUUUUACAUACUCAGUUGUCACAAGUGCUUUAGAGAUACCAGCCUAAACCCCAAAGAGCGAGCAAUGCAUGGAUAUAUCACGAUUAAUAGUGUCCAGUAUUUUAUAUAUUUUUUUACCUGUGAAGUGACAUUGAGAAUGACAUGUUCGUUAGGUCACAACUCCUGAUUUAAAGCUUAUUUAUUUCAUAAGAGAAAUUACCGCUGCCACACAUCCCAAUCAACACCCCUCGGUCCUCCCUUGGUCCGUCCUCCCUCCUUCCCUCGGUCCUCCCUUGGUCCGUCCUCCCUCCUUCCCUCGGUCCUCCCUUGGUCCGUCCGUCCUCCCUCCUUCCCUCGGUCCUCCCUUGGUCCGUCCGUCCUCCCUCCUUCCCUCGGUCCUCCCUUGGUCCGUCCUCCCUCCUUCCCUCGGUCCUCCCUUGGUCCGUCCUCCCUCCUUCCCUCGGUCCUCCCUUGGUCCGUCCUCCCUCCUUCCCUCGGUCCUCCCUUGGUCCGUCCUCCCUCCUUCCCUCGGUCCUCCCUUGGUCCGUCCUCCCUCCUUCCCUCGGUCCUCCCUUGGUCCGUCCUCCCUCCUUCCCUCGGUCCUCCCUUGGUCCGUCCUCCCUCCUUCCCUCGGUCCUCCCUUGGUCCGUCCUCCCUCCUUCCCUCGGUCCUCCCUUGGUCCGUCCUCCCUCCUUCCCUCGGUCCUCCCUUGGUCCGUCCUCCCUCCUUCCCUCGGUCCUCCCUUGGUCCGUCCUCCCUCCUUCCCUCGGUCCUCCCUUGGUCCGUCCUCCCUCCUUCCCUCGGUUUUUCCUUCCUUCAGUCCUUCAGACAGACGUGCCGUACCCAGCUAGAUGAGACACCGCCCUGGCAGCUACUGGACCGUAGCCACCUUCACCCAGCCUCUCCCUGCAUGACUGUUUGGGCACAUCCCUUCCAUAACAACACAGGGGGAGAACAAGUACUUUUCACCAGAAGGAACACCCCAGUGGAACUAAGUGAUUGAAUCUCUGGGAAUCAUGAUCUACAAGGCGUUGGACUACAGUCUGAAGGAGAACGAGGAGAGAGAGCUCAGUCCGCCUCUGGAGCAACUCAUAGACGUGAUGACCAACAUGGCAGAGAAGGAGAGGGACAGAGACCCCUGCCCUGAUGAAGGUUACGAGGCCACUGAGGAGGAGGAAGACCCGAACACUGUCUGUAAUGUUAAAGGAUUCAGAGACAUCAUCACGCUGUGUACGUCCCACCUGCCCAGCCCCUCUGAUGCCCCUAACCACUACCAGGCUGUGUGUCUGGCGCUCUACGCCGAGACCAGAGAGCUACGCACCUUCCUGGAGAAGAUCAGGAGUGCCAAAGAGAACCUGCGACGGAUGGAGCGAGACACUGGAGAGGAACCAAUCAGAGAUGUCAACGAGCUACAGAAUGCUGACUGGGCGAAGUCCUGGAUGCAGGUGAUGGGUGACCUGCGUAACGGGGUCAAGCUGAAGAAGGUCCAGGAGAGACAGUACAGCCCUCUACCUAUAGAGUUCCAGCUCACGCCUUACGAGAUGCUGAUGGAUGACAUCUGCUUCAAACGAUACAAACUACGGAACGUCAUGCUGAAUGGAGACAUCCCUCCCAGGUUAAAGAAGAGUGCUCAUGAGGUCAUCCUGGACUUCAUCCGCUCCAGACCACCUCUCAACCCUGUUACUGCUAGGAAGUUGAAGCCUCACCCUGCGUGGCCGCAGACCCUCCAUGAGCGUCUCUUAGAGGGCAUCAGACAGGAGAGGAAGCUACGGCCUGUAUCACCUGACAUGAUCCGACGCAACCGCCUGGGAAGAACCGGUGUUGAUGACCGGACCAUACUGGAGAUGUUCCCUCCUAUAGGAGCAGUCAAAAGCAUCAGCAUCCCUCAAGAUCUGAACCGCAGCUCAGACCUGUCCACUCCAGAUGCCCCCAGGAAGCACGUCGCCAUGUCCUGUCCACCAGCUCCCGGGCUGGGAGGGGCUCUGUGUCAGAGGAAGAGGCUCCUGAAGGCGCCCACGUUGGCUGAACUGGGAAGCUCAGAGUCUGAUGAUGAGCCCAGUCACAGCUCCUCCAGUUUGUCAGCAUCCAUGUUGGACGCCUCGUCUCCGGGAUCUGUCCUGGGGAAGAACACACCCCCUAGGUUGCUGCCCAUCACCAUGACUCCCCAGCCUGUCUUCUCUCUCCCCCCUCCUCCAGCACCCCCUAGGUUGCUGCCCAUCACCAUGACUCCCCAGCCUGACAGUUGCCCCUCCCCUCAGAGGAGACACUCCAUUGAGAAGGAGACCCCCACCAGCGUACGACCCUUCACAGCCCCCACCAGACAGAGCUCCAAGUCUCUGGUGGAAAACCCCGCCCCCAGCAGUGGCGCUAAAGUGGAGGACUUCUGCUACCCAGUAGAGUGUCAAGCUCUAACAGUAGAAGAGGUGAUGCACAUCAGACAGGUUCUGGUCGAAGCUGAGCUGGAGAAGUUCCAACAGUACAAAGACGUCUACAAAGCACUGAGGAAAGGAAAGCUGUGUUUCUCCUGUCGGACUACAAGGUUCUCCUUCUUCACCCGGUCCUACACCUGCCAGUUCUGCAAAAGGCCUGUGUGCUCGCAGUGCUAUAAAAAGAAGAGACUUCCAUCUAAGCCGUAUGCCAACCUGUCCAUCUCCUCUCUGGGAUCUACUACCACCAUCCUACCCAGGGAGGAGGCAGAAGGGACAUCAGCCUUGGACACCCCAGAGAAGCCCUCGUCCAGCCAGCGCCACAGCCUCCGGCGGACUGUCUCCGGGUUAUCCAAACGCAAAAUUGAGGGGUCUCGUGACGAGCUGGAUCUUCCCAAGGAGCUGACAGAGGAUUGGUGUACCAUGGAGGUCUGCAUCGACUGCAAGAUGUUCAUCUCUGAGAUCAUCUCCAGCAGCAAGCGCUCUCUGGCCACCAAGCGAGCCCGUCUGAAGAGGAAGACACAGUCCUUCUACUUGUCUUCAGCUAGCACAGACGACUACAGACGCUCUGAGAGGACCGUCAAUGAGGUUUAGACUACAGACGCUCUGAGAGGACCGUCAACGAGGUUUAGACUACAGACCCUCUGAGAGGACCGUCAACGAGGUUUAGACUACAGACGCUCUGAGAGGACUGUCAAUGAGGUUUAGACUACAAACCCUCUGAGAGGACCGUCAAUGAGGUUUAGACUACAGACCCUCUGAGAGGACCGUCAAUGAGGUUUAGACUACAGACGCUCUGAGAGGACCGUCAAUGAGGUUUAGACUACAGACCCUCUUGAGAGGACCGUCAAUGAGGUUUAGACUACAGACCCUCUUGAGAGGACCGUCAACAAGGUUUAGACUACAGACCCUCUUGAGAGGACCGUCAAUGAGGUUUAGACUACAGACGCUCUGAGAGGACCGUCAAUGAGGUUUAGACUACAGACCCUCUUGAGAGGACCGUCAACAAGGUUUAGACUACAGACCCUCUUGAGAGGACCGUCAACAAGGUUUAGACUACAGACCCUCUUGAGAGGACCGUCAACAAGGUUUAGACUACAGACCCUCUUGAGAGGACCGUCAAUGAGGUUUAGACUACAGACCCUCUGAGAGGACCGUCAAUGAGGUUUAGACUACAGACCCUCUGAGAGGACUGUCAACGAAUAAAGUAUCUACCACAGUAUAGAUGAGCUAGUAGAAUAUUUAACCAUUUCUUAUUCGCUCACGUUAUGUGAUUAACCCUAAUAUACUGAACUAAUAUAUAAACGCAACAUGCAACACUUUCAAAGAGUUUUCUGAGUUAUAGUUCAUAAAAAAAGUUCAGGAAAUCAGUCAAUUUAAAUAAAUAAAUUAGGCCAAAAUCUAUGGAUUUCACAUGACUGGGCAGGCUGCAGCCAUGGGUGGGCCUUGCAGGGCAUAGGCCCAACUGCUUGGCUGCCAUUUCCACCCGCUGGGGAGCCAGGCAUAGCCAAUCAGAAUGAGUAUAUACUCACAAAAGGUCAGACAAAUGCUCCUCAGCACCAAAUACCCCCCCCCCCCCCCCCCUAGACAAUCCAGCAGAUGAAGAAGCCGGAUGUGGAGGUCCUGGGUUGGCGUGGUUAUUUGUGGUCUGCGGUAGUGAGGCCGGUUGGAUGUACUGCCCAAAUGGUCUAAAACGACGUUGGAGGCGGCCUCUGGUAGAGAAUUGAACAUUCAAUUAUCUGGCAACAGCUCUGCUGGACAUUCCUACAGUCAGCAUGCCAAUUGAACGCUCCCUCAAAACACAAGACAUCUGUGGCUUUGUGUUGUGACAAAACUGCACAUUUAAGUGGCCUUUUAUUAUCCCCAGCACAAGGUGCACCUGUGUAAUGAUCAUGAUGUUUGUUUAUCUUCUUGAUAUGCCACACCUGUCAGGUGGAUGGAUUAUCUUGGCAAAGGACAAAUGCUCACUAACAGGGAUGUUACUUGAAUUUGUGCAAAACAUUUAGAGAAAUCAGAUUUUUUGUGCUUAUAGAACAUUUCUGGGAUUUUUUUUAUUUCAGCUCAUGAAACAUGGGACCAACACUUUACAUGUUGCGGUUUUUAUAUUUUAGUUCAGUGUAUUUAGGGGAGUUGAAUUAGGGGGACCAUUCACAUAGCUGCUGAGAUCACUGAGGUGGUCGGGCAGUCGGUGAGACCUCUAGUCCCCGUCCAGAGACAAGACGUUAAUUAACAAGCCUCUAGUUUCUGUCAGACUCUGGAAGUACAGACCCUUCGACUGCGUCCCAGAUGGCACCCUAUUCCCUACACAGUGCACUACCAUUUGGGACACUGCCCUUGUCUAACAGGCAAUGCACUAUAGAGCCAUCAGUCAGGUCUUAGCAGGCUAGUUUCCAUAGGCAUGACCACUCUAGGCAUUUUAAUUCUAAGGUAGUCUCCCAUGCCACAGCAAAUAAAAUUAAACCAAAUGACAUGCCACAGCCAAUAAAAUUAAACCAAAUGACAUGCCACAGCCAAUAAAAUUAAACCAAAUGACACGCCACAGCCAAUAAAAUUAAACCAAAUGUUACGCUACUCCAAAUUUUUUGCCAGGUCUUGUCUUCUAAAAUCGGAUUGGCUGGGAAACGGGGUAAGGUCAGAGGUCAAAUGAUUUGGUGUGUUUUAGCCACUUGUUUACUAUGACGUAUUUGUAUCAUUUCUGUGCCUGGUGCCAAACUAAAUGCCAUGUCAUUCUAUGGACCUGUAGUAUAUUGGUAAUAACUUGAUGAGGAAUUGAUAUAGGGAUUCUAGAAGCAGAAUAUUGGUAAUAACUUGAUGAGGAAUUGAUAUAGGGAUUCUAGAAGCAGAAUAUUGGUAAUAACUUGAUGAGGAAUUGAUAUAGGGAUUCUAGAAGCAGAAUAUUGGCAAUAACUUGAUGAGGAAUUGAUAUAGGGAUUCUAGAAGCAGAAUAUUGGUAAUAACUUGAUGAGGAAUUGAUAUAGGGAUUCUAGAAGCAGAAUAUUGGUAAUAACAUGAUGAGGAAUUGAUAUGGGGAUUCUAGAAGCAGAAUAUUGGUAAUAACUUGAUGAGGAAUUGAAAUAGGGAUUCUAGAAGCAGAAUUAUUAUUAUGAUUUGUUUCUUGGUUCCUAGCUGACCAAUAGGAUUUCAGAAUGGUGUGAUGUGAUUGUGUACAUGCUGUAUUUAAAACCAUCCAUAAUCUAUUAUAUUCUAGUAUAUAUAACAAUGUUUUUCCAGGAAUAUUAUCUUAAAGAUUUUGUAUUUCUUUUGUAUGUAAUAUUAACGUUUAUCUCCUGUCGGGGUCAGAACAGAUCACAUAGUCCUUCUAGAACAGUCAGGUCUGGAUAGCACUUACCAAUGUAUUGUUGUUGAGAGGUUCCUUCUCUUUACUCAUUUAAUUUAAAUUCUUAAAUCUUUUGUUUGUUCCACGUCGUGAAGUUAGUGUGGUGUGAUCCUAGAGUUAAUCGUUUGUGUUAGAGCUUGGGGUUUGGAAGCAGGUGUCAGCGAAGCACAUCUUUCUGAAUGUACAGGGUAUAAUGUUUUUUAAAAUAUCGUAUUUCAAGUACAAUCUAAAUCUAUAUACAAAGAAUUUUAAUGCCCCCUUUAAAAUAAUUAUUUAUUCACGCACACUAUCCAUACAUGGUCUGCCUAGAGACCGCACAUGGGCGCGUUGUCAUGCAUACACAUAAAUCCUACACACCCAAUUUGCAACUUUCAAAUUAAUUUAUUUUCUGACCCCUUGUACCAACUGCGGUAGAAAGAUCAGAAUUAUAACAAGUUUGACAUGACUACCGUCGGUAUCAACCUCCCAUUAAAUGUUCAUUUGGACACCGUGAGGAAGGAAUGGUGUGUGCAUUCUAUAAAUCUUUGGUUUUAUAUGACAAUAAAAUUCUCUUUUGAA